Baudoinia panamericana UAMH 10762 is the source of this 727-nucleotide messenger RNA. RefSeq lists its product as uncharacterized. Lineage: Eukaryota; Fungi; Ascomycota; Dothideomycetes; Mycosphaerellales; Teratosphaeriaceae. The transcript has a single exon. Bases 154 to 525 code for a protein of 123 amino acids. The record is from RefSeq and is a predicted model, not a curated record.
UACACUAUUUGCACUCAUGCAGGACUGGUAAGGCCGGAGCAGCUUCGUUAGAGCAGGUGAGGCGUUCGAAAUAGCGACGCAUAAGCGAGUAUCGGAGCCAGGUCUUCGAUCAAGGAGGAGCGCUUCGCAACGGGCACGCUUGGAGGAAGGUGCAUGUUGACGAAGUCGGGAUCAGCCGGAGGAAGAGGGCAGAUGACGAUGGCCAGAUAUGGAGCGCCCUUACACGGCACCAGUAGUCUUUGCAUUGAUGUCUAUGGGAAUUCGUGUCUGUUAGGUGUUCAUACAUAUGAGAUGAAGUCUUCCCAUUGCGUCGACGAGGCGUAUAUCACAUCGUGGGGUGGUCAAGUACCACGACAGUCGGUUCACUUAAGUAGCCUUCUGUCCCCGCGCAUCCAUACAGAAGGUGGGAUGCCGCUUACCUUGAAUCAAGUAAUCGAGGUGGCACACACAUCACCCUCCAUAGGGUACGACUUUUCUACCGUGAACAAGACUGCAGGACAAGCUGAGUCUAUGGUGUUGUUAUAGCAUACAUUGAAAGCGGUGCAAUGUUCAGACCGAAGCAAAUCCACUCCUUGGCCCCGGAUUGCUCCAGACACGUGACAACACAUCACGCGACAUUCUGUGCUAUCGCGCAUUCCAGGGAUUCCCGGACGGAGAUACGGCCGAUUUGAACGUGACGAAGGAUCGAUCUUUGCUACUGAUAGGGUCGAUACAUCAUAUGCUUAAA